Scheffersomyces amazonensis is the source of this 1517-nucleotide messenger RNA. It is a transcript of the gene FAL1, whose product is annotated as ATP-dependent RNA helicase. The transcript has a single exon. Bases 123 to 1322 code for a protein of 399 amino acids. NCBI's taxonomy places the organism in Eukaryota, Fungi, Ascomycota, Pichiomycetes, Serinales, Debaryomycetaceae. Gene Ontology annotation, cellular component: catalytic step 2 spliceosome; nucleolus. The record is from RefSeq and is a predicted model, not a curated record. Gene Ontology annotation, molecular function: RNA helicase activity; mRNA binding; ATP binding.
UCUAAAUAGUAAUAAGUUCGCGAUAAAAAAAUUUGUGAUGCCAUCGAUUUGAUUUAUAUCAUUUUACAGCAUACAACAUACAGUAAUUAAUAUUUAAUAGCAUUUAAUAACAUAUAUAGGUAAUGGAUGAAUUUGAUAGAGAAUUAGAUAAUGAGUUGGAAUUCAGUCAUAAAUCUUCAAAGAAUAUAAAAGUUCAUUCGAGGUUUGAAAGUAUGAAACUUAAACCUCAACUUUUAAAGGGUAUUUAUGGGUAUGGAUUUGAAGCUCCAUCAGCUAUUCAAUCUCGAGCUAUUAUGCAAAUUAUAAGUGGUAAAGAUACUAUAGCUCAAGCACAAUCAGGUACUGGUAAAACAGCAACUUUUUCUAUUGGAAUAUUAGAAGUUAUAGAUACAAAAUUAAAAGAUUGUCAAGCACUUAUACUAUCCCCCACAAGAGAAUUAGCAGUACAAAUUCAAAAUGUUGUUAAACAUUUAGGAGAUUAUAUGAAUGUACAAACUCAUGCAUGUAUAGGAGGUAAACAUGUAGGAGAUGAUAUAAAAAAAUUACAACAAGGACAACAAAUAGUUAGUGGUACACCUGGUAGAGUAGUAGAUGUUAUUAAAAGAAGAAAUUUAUCAACUAGAAAUGUUAAAUUAUUAGUAUUAGAUGAAGCUGAUGAAUUAUUUACAAAGGGAUUUAAAGAACAAAUUUAUGAAGUAUAUAAAAGUUUACCAUCAGGAGUUCAAGUAGUUGUAGUAAGUGCAACAUUAUCAAAAGAAGUUUUAGAAAUGACCAAUAAAUUUACUACUGAUCCGGUAAAAAUUUUAGUUAAAAGAGAUGAAGUAUCAUUACAAGGUAUAAAACAAUAUCAUAUCCAAUGUGAAAAGGAAGAUUGGAAAUUCGAUACUUUAUGUGAUUUAUAUGAUUCAUUAACUAUUACUCAAGCAGUAAUAUUUUGUAAUACAAAAGUUAAAGUAAAUUGGUUAUCAGAUCAAAUGAAGAAACAAAAUUUUACGGUAGUUGCUAUGCAUGGAGAUAUGAAACAAGAUGAAAGAGAUUCUAUUAUGAAUGAUUUUAGAAAUGGUAAUUCAAGAGUAUUAAUAUCUACUGAUGUAUGGGCUAGAGGAAUUGAUGUUCAACAAGUAUCAUUAGUUAUAAAUUAUGAUUUACCUUUAGAUAAAGAGAAUUAUAUUCAUAGAAUAGGUCGUUCAGGAAGAUUUGGUAGAAAAGGUGUAGCUAUAAAUUUAGUUACUAAAGAUGAUCGAAUGGCUUUACGUGAUAUUGAGAAAUAUUACUCUAUUAAGAUUAAAGAAAUGCCUGUUAAUAUAGCAGAUAUAAUGUAAUAUAAUUUGUAUAUAAAUAUAAUAUAAUUUGUAUAUAUAAAUAUAGAGAGAGAGGGAGAAAGAAAUAAUUUCGUAUACUUCGUGGUACCCAAUUAGGCAAUCAUGGUCACGUGUUACCAUCUCAAAAUUUUUUUUAGAGUAGAUUUUUUUUUCAGACUUUCUGAUUCGGUUAACUAUAGCAAAGUCAUCUUACAA